This is a messenger RNA of Naumovozyma castellii, 1824 nucleotides long. RefSeq names its product chitinase (gene CTS1). NCBI's taxonomy places the organism in Eukaryota, Fungi, Ascomycota, Saccharomycetes, Saccharomycetales, Saccharomycetaceae. The record is from RefSeq and is a predicted model, not a curated record. The transcript has a single exon. Bases 1 to 1824 code for a protein of 607 amino acids.
AUGUCAUUCAUACUGAAAGUUAUUCUUUCAAUAAGUUUCUGCUGCAACCUUAUAGGAGCCUUCGAUUCUACUUCUCAAAAAAACAUUGCUGUCUACUGGGGUCAAAAUUCAGGUGGAUCUCAAGAAUCUCUAGCCACAUAUUGUCAAUCUUCUGAUGCCGAUAUCUUUUUAUUAUCAUUUUUAUAUGAAUUUCCUUCAACAUCCUCAAAUUUUGCAGAUGCCUGUACAGAACAAUCAUCGGACGGUGACUUACAUUGCUCUCAAAUUGCCCAAGAUAUUCAAACCUGUCAAUCGCUAGGUAAGAAAGUCUUACUUUCUCUUGGUGGUUCAUCCGGUGCUUACGGAUUCACUGACGAUUCAGAAGCUGAAACAUAUGCUCAAACCUUAUGGGAUCUUUUCGGUGAAGGUUCUACCGAAAACCAACGUCCAUUUGAUACUGCUAUUGUUGAUGGAUUUGAUUUCGACAUUGAAAAUAAUAACAGUGUCGGAUAUGUCGCUCUAGUCAAUGCCCUAAGAGAAUUAUUUAAAACUGGUUCUAAACAAUACUACAUAUCAGCUGCCCCACAAUGUCCAUACCCAGAUGCAUCUGUAGGUCCAUUACUAUCAUCUGCCGAUGUUGAUUUUGCAUUUAUCCAAUUCUAUAAUAACUAUUGUAACGUGGACAGCCAAUUUAACUGGGACACAUGGGUUACAUACGCUAAGACCAUUUCUCCAAACAGUAAUAUUAAACUCUUCUUAGGUCUACCUGGAUCAUCCACUGCUGCUAGUUCCGGUUAUAUUUCAGAUUUGUCGUCGUUAAAAUCUACCAUUGAGGAAAUUUCCUCUGAUUCUCAUUUCGGUGGUGUGGCCCUAUGGGAUGCUUCUCAAGCCUUUACAAACGAAAUUGACGGUGAAACAUAUAUUCACCAAGUUAAAGAUAUCUUACAAUCAUUGGAUACCGUCUCAUCUACACAAUCCUCAUCUACAUUACAAGUUUCUUCGACAUCUUUGCUUAAGGAUGUCACCAGUUUUUCUCAGAUUUCAACUACCUCAACGAUUGCAACUACCUCAACGAUUGCAACUCCAACAUUGGAUGCUACCGUUACUACAUCUGCCAACAUAGGUCAAAUUAACGAGAAGGAUGUCCAAGAUGACAAAUCAAGUCGUCUUGCCUCCAUUUUUAGCUCAAUGGAACCCUUGAUUACCACCGAACCUGAUGCCGUUAUCAUAACUUCCACGGAAACUUCCACUAUUAUCGAUACCCCCAUUACAACCCAAACGGCCGUUUCUAGCACUACUUCCACUCCAGUCCCAAUUGCAUCCACCACAUCAGCAUCCAUCACAAAGACUUUCGUUACUUCCAGCUUAAUAACUAAUUUAGAAUCAAUUCCAACAACUUCGACCAUCAAUAAAGUUAACACUCAUCAUUCACAUGUUAAUGUUAUUGCAACUUCUGUUGAAGUGACAUCUUUAUAUGGCACAACCACAUUGGCUCCACAAGUGCAAGGCGAACCUACCAACACCAUUGAAACUACACGUAGCACCACAAUAUUAUCACCUGAACCAACCACCACUUCGGCCGUUUCUAAUGUCGAUGAUACUCCAGCACAUGCUAUAGCAAAGCAGUUAAAUGCUGACUAUAUGAAUGGGACAUUAAACGGUAAAUCUACCUGUACUCUAGGAGAAAUAGCAUGUACUUCAGACGGGAAAUAUGCCGUCUGUACGUACAAUAACAAUUGGGAUUAUAUUGAAUGUGCAGCUGGUACUACAUGUUUUGCCUAUGAUUAUGAUAACACUGUGCUCACGCAAUGUGGAUUUUCAAACUUGAAAUCACAGUUUUUAUAA